This is a messenger RNA of Eleginops maclovinus (Patagonian blennie), 800 nucleotides long. Its product is annotated as histone H3-like centromeric protein A. The record is from RefSeq and is a predicted model, not a curated record. Lineage: Eukaryota; Metazoa; Chordata; Actinopteri; Perciformes; Eleginopidae. The transcript is spliced from 6 exons. The coding region runs from base 205 to 642 and encodes 145 amino acids. Gene Ontology annotation, cellular component: nucleosome. Gene Ontology annotation, molecular function: DNA binding; protein heterodimerization activity; structural constituent of chromatin.
ACUUGUUUAAAGCUGAUUGGUUGAACCGGUGGAAAGGCGUCGUUUGAAUUGUCAGCUCGAUGUUGAUGUGCUGAAUGUUCGGUCAGAGCGUUUUACUAAACACUGAGUUCGUGGAAAUUGUUGAACGGGAGUGUCCAUUCAGAAGAACAUCACUCAGACUUUGCUGCAGUCUUUCUUCUGCUCCUGGACUGUGUGUUGGAGACGAUGCGUCACGACACUUCUGCCAGCCGCCGGAAGGGCGCAACACCCCGCCGUCGCUCCCAACAGCCGGCCCCUGGUUCAACUCCCGGGUCCCCAAGAACGAGUGGGCCGUUAGAGAGGCCCCAAAAGGCUCUGAAGAAAAGAAGGUUUCGACCGGGGACCCGCGCUUUGAUGGAGAUCCGCAAGUACCAGAAGAGCACCGACCUCCUGCUCAGGAAGGCCCCCUUCUCUCGCCUGGUUCGUGAGGUGUGCCAGAGCUACGCCGGUGACUAUAUGCGGUGGCAGGUCUACGCUCUGAUGGCUCUGCAGGAGGCUGCAGAGGCGUUUCUCAUCUUGUUGUUCUCGGACGCCAACCUGUGUGCCAUCCACGCCAAGCGGGUCACCCUGUUCCCCCGAGACCUGCAGCUGGCUCGGAGGAUCCGCGGUGUGGACACCAUGUGAGGACCAGGACGCACAUAUUUGCAAUCUGUUGUCACUUCUGAAGCCUUUUACUCGUUUUAAACCGUAGACCUGUCCUGUGUUUUGAAAGGUUGUGUACAUAUUGUUCGUUAUUCAUCGUAUUUGUUAAUAAACUUAAUAAAGUUUUUUUAUAUUACAAA